Messenger RNA from Lipotes vexillifer (Yangtze River dolphin), 2899 nucleotides. RefSeq names its product ras homolog family member T1 (gene RHOT1). Gene Ontology annotation, molecular function: GTPase activity; calcium ion binding; GTP binding. Bases 29 to 1924 code for a protein of 631 amino acids. The transcript has 19 exons. The record is from RefSeq and is a predicted model, not a curated record. Gene Ontology annotation, biological process: mitochondrion organization. Gene Ontology annotation, cellular component: mitochondrial outer membrane. Lineage: Eukaryota; Metazoa; Chordata; Mammalia; Artiodactyla; Lipotidae.
GGCGCUCCGGGCGAGAGGAGUCCGCUCCAUGCGUGCGGGCCGAGGCCGGCCCCUGCGAGCCGCAGACAUGAAGAAAGACGUGCGGAUCCUUCUGGUGGGAGAACCUAGAGUUGGGAAGACAUCACUGAUUAUGUCUCUGGUCAGUGAAGAAUUCCCAGAAGAGGUUCCUCCCCGGGCAGAAGAAAUCACCAUUCCAGCUGAUGUCACCCCUGAGAGAGUUCCAACGCACAUUGUAGAUUACUCAGAAGCAGAACAGAGUGAUGAACAACUUCAUCAAGAAAUAUCACAGGCUAAUGUUAUCUGCAUAGUUUAUGCUGUUAACAACAAGCAUUCAAUUGAUAAGGUAACAAGUCGAUGGAUUCCUCUCAUAAAUGAAAGAACAGACAAAGACAGCAGGCUGCCUUUGAUAUUGGUUGGGAACAAAUCUGAUCUGGUGGAAUACAGUAGUAUGGAGACCAUCCUUCCUAUUAUGAACCAGUACACAGAAAUAGAAACCUGUGUAGAGUGUUCAGCAAAAAAUCUGAAGAACAUAUCGGAGCUCUUCUAUUAUGCACAGAAAGCUGUUCUUCAUCCUACAGGGCCCCUGUACUGCCCAGAGGAGAAAGAGAUGAAACCAGCCUGUGUAAAAGCCCUUACUCGUAUAUUUAAAAUAUCUGAUCAAGAUAAUGAUGGUACUCUCAAUGAUGCUGAACUCAACUUCUUUCAGAGAAUUUGUUUCAACACUCCGUUAGCUCCUCAAGCUCUAGAAGAUGUCAAAAAUGUAGUCAGAAAACAUAUAAGUGAUGGUGUGGCUGAUAGUGGAUUGACAUUGAAAGGUUUUCUUUUUUUACACACACUUUUUAUUCAGAGAGGGAGACAUGAAACUACUUGGACUGUGCUUCGACGAUUUGGUUAUGAUGACGAUCUGGAUUUGACACCUGAAUAUUUAUUUCCCUUGCUAAAAAUACCUCCUGAUUGCACUACUGAAUUAAAUCAUCACGCAUAUUUGUUUCUCCAGAGUACUUUUGACAAGCAUGAUUUGGAUAGAGACUGUGCUUUGUCACCUGAUGAGCUUAAAGACUUGUUUAAAGUUUUCCCUUACAUACCUUGGGGGCCAGAUGUGAAUAACACAGUUUGUACGAAUGAAAAAGGCUGGAUAACCUACCAGGGAUUCCUUUCCCAGUGGACGCUCACGACCUAUUUAGAUGUGCAGCGGUGCCUGGAGUAUUUGGGUUAUCUAGGCUAUUCAAUAUUGACUGAGCAAGAGUCUCAAGCUUCAGCCAUCACAGUAACAAGAGAUAAAAAGAUAGACCUUCAGAAAAAACAGACUCAAAGAAAUGUGUUCAGAUGUAAUGUGAUUGGGAUGAAAAACUGUGGGAAAAGUGGAGUUCUUCAGGCUCUUCUUGGAAGAAACUUAAUGAGGCAGAGGAAAAUUCGUGAUGACCAUAAAUCAUACUAUGCGAUUAACACUGUUUAUGUAUAUGGACAAGAGAAAUACUUGCUGUUGCAUGAUAUCUCAGAAUCGGAAUUUCUAACUGAGGCUGAGAUCCUUUGUGAUGUUGUGUGCCUGGUAUAUGAUGUCAGUAACCCUAAAUCCUUUGAAUACUGUGCCAGGAUUUUUAAGCAACACUUUAUGGACAGCAGAAUACCUUGCUUAAUCGUAGCUGCAAAGUCAGACCUGCAUGAAGUCAAACAAGAAUAUAGCAUUUCACCUACUGAUUUCUGCAGGAAACACAAAAUGCCUCCACCACAAGCCUUCACUUGCAAUACUGCUGAUGCACCCAGUAAAGAUAUCUUUGUUAAAUUGACAACAAUGGCCAUGUACCCGCACGUGACACAAGCUGACCUCAAGAGCUCCACAUUUUGGCUUCGAGCAAGUUUUGGUGCUACUGUUUUUGCAGUUUUGGGCUUUGCUAUGUACAAAGCAUUAUUGAAACAGCGAUGAUUUAAAAAAAAAAAAAAUACUGGCCCUACCAAAAACAAAUACUUUUAUGUACAUUCUGAAUGCUUUAAAUUCCGCUAGAAAUAUUGAGAUAUUUAUACAUGCAGAGUUACUUUGUUAAUAUUUGUAAUUCAUGCGUAAGAGUAUUUUAAUGAUAGUUAUAACUGCAGUAUUGGCUAGCAUAUGGAAGGAAACAGCUUAACAGCCAAACUAAAAUGACUAACUUUCAGAGGCCAAAAGGGAAUAUUUUGUAAAUAAUGUACAUAUUCAGGCAAGAUAUGGUCUCCCAGAUCGAGUUCAGGAAAUGAUGUUUCUAGACGUUUCUACAUGGUAUUAUUAGUGUUCAGUUGGCUCACUCUCCUAGGUUUAAGUCAGCUCAGAUACUUUAUUUACUCAUUGAUCACUUAUUUAUUUCACAUUUACUCAGAAUGAUCUUUGGGUACUUUAAGUAAACGAGGCACAAUUUGCCUUUUUCUCUCCGUUUUUAAAAACAUGACUUUCUUUCAGUCCCAUCCUUCAUGGUAGGCCAGUCUUGAAGCCAUCGUUCAGUCUAGAAAAUUGUAUAGCUGAGUAUGAUGCUCUCCUUUAAGGAAGGAGUAAGCUCAAGGCGAUUAGCAAAGGCAUCACCUGUGUGAUUAUUUUGUUUCCUUUGUCAGUAUGUUGGAUUUUAUAGCCCUUUCAAUCAAAUGAGAAAAACGAUUUGUAUAUUAUCAAUGUUUUUAGUUUAAAUAAAUAGUCACCAUUACUACUAUUGAGUUUCCUCCCAAAGUGUAAAUCAUUCUAUAAUGGCUGUGUCUAUUAUAGUAUAUUACAGUAGCUGCAUGUGUCAUGAAGUGUUCUAUAUCUGGCUAGGAUAACCUAGAAGCAGCACUUUUUUAAAUGGUAAAAUAAAUCUAAUGAAUAAAACUCUCAUUAUGAACCUAUUUUUUCCAUCAUUGACCUUUUCAAGUAUUUAAAUAAAUAAGCACUGUGUACUGU